Messenger RNA from Nematostella vectensis (starlet sea anemone), 1900 nucleotides. Its product is annotated as ATP synthase subunit beta, mitochondrial. The record is from RefSeq and is a predicted model, not a curated record. Gene Ontology annotation, molecular function: ATP binding; ATP hydrolysis activity; proton-transporting ATP synthase activity, rotational mechanism. Gene Ontology annotation, biological process: proton motive force-driven mitochondrial ATP synthesis; proton transmembrane transport. Bases 16 to 1695 code for a protein of 559 amino acids. The transcript has 11 exons. Lineage: Eukaryota; Metazoa; Cnidaria; Anthozoa; Actiniaria; Edwardsiidae.
AAAUCGGUAGGUCACAUGGCAAACCCGCUAAGGUUUCGGAAGCCGCUCACUUCUCCCUCCUCGGCCGCCAUGUUGCUUCAAGGACUACGGCGUGCGGCAAGAGCCGCUAACAGACCUGCACUUUUAGCUCGUUCUUUACGACAGACCCAGCACAGAACUCUACCGGCUUGUUACCAACUUUGCAACCGGCGUUAUGUCUCAACGAACAAGCCGGUUUCUGCGGCGGCCGCUGCACAAGCGAGUCAGAAGUCGGCAAGCUCCCCCCCAGCCGCUCGACCUGGAGCUGUAGGCAAAGUUCUAGCUGUUAUUGGUGCCGUGGUAGAUGUGCAAUUCGAUGAAGACCUUCCACCUAUCCUCAACGCCUUGGAGGUCGAAAAUAGGACACCCCGGCUUAUUCUUGAAGUCGCUCAACAUUUAGGAGAGAAUACUGUAAGAACAAUUGCUAUGGAUGGUACAGAAGGUCUGAUCCGUGGCCAAAAGUGUGUCGAUACUGGUGGCCCAAUUACCAUCCCUGUCGGUCCAGAGACGCUUGGUAGAAUUAUCAACGUUAUUGGAGAGCCUAUUGAUGAGAGAGGUCCUGUGGAAACGGACAAGAGAGCAGCAAUCCAUGCAGAAGCUCCUGAAUUUGUAGAAAUGAGCACAGAGCAGGAGAUCCUGGAGACUGGCAUCAAAGUUGUAGACCUUUUGGCCCCCUAUGCUAAGGGAGGGAAAAUUGGUCUGUUUGGAGGUGCUGGUGUCGGCAAGACUGUACUUAUCAUGGAACUUAUCAACAAUGUUGCCAAGGCCCAUGGUGGUUACUCCGUGUUUGCUGGUGUGGGUGAGCGUACUCGUGAGGGAAAUGACUUGUACCACGAGAUGAUCAUGUCUGGUGUUAUUAACCUCAAGGACAAGAGCUCUAAGGUGGCACUUGUGUAUGGUCAGAUGAAUGAACCGCCAGGUGCUCGUGCCAGAGUUGCACUGACUGGGCUGACAGUUGCCGAGUAUUUCAGGGACAAGGAAGGGCAGGAUGUGCUGCUUUUCAUUGACAACAUCUUCCGAUUCACGCAAGCUGGUUCAGAGGUGUCUGCACUGCUGGGACGUAUCCCCUCUGCUGUAGGUUACCAGCCAACCCUGGCUACUGACAUGGGUACUAUGCAGGAAAGAAUCACCACCACCAAGAAGGGAUCAAUUACUUCAGUACAGGCUAUCUAUGUGCCAGCUGACGACUUGACAGAUCCUGCCCCUGCCACCACCUUUGCCCAUUUGGAUGCAACCACUGUACUUUCCCGUGGUAUCGCUGAGCUGGGUAUUUACCCCGCUGUAGAUCCUCUUGAUUCAACCUCUCGUAUUAUGGACCCCAACAUUGUUGGUACUGAGCACUAUGAAAUUGCUCGUGGUGUACAAAAGAUCCUACAGGACUACAAGUCCCUACAAGAUAUUAUCGCCAUCCUGGGUAUGGAUGAAUUGUCUGAAGAUGACAAGCUCACUGUUGCCAGGGCCCGUAAGAUUCAGAAGUUCCUCUCCCAGCCUUUUGUCACUGCUGAAGUGUUCACUGGUCAUGAUGGAAAACUUGUUCCUCUCAAGGAAACCAUUGUUGGCUUCAACAAGAUCCUUAAAGGUGAGCUCGAUCAUCUACCUGAGGUUGCAUUCUACAUGAUUGGUCCAAUUGAGGAGGCUGUUGCCAAGGCAGACAGACUGGCAGAAGAGAUGAGCUAAAUCCAGUAGGCCUGCAAGCUAGCGAUCCAAGUAAACCUGUCGUGUGUUCAUACAUUUUCUUUGUAUGCGAAGGGUUUUUUAACACCACAAUUGUUCAAUUAAUAAACUUUGUGAAAGGUAGUUUCUAGUGUGCUUACUGUGUAUUGGGAGAAUAAUUGUUUUUUUUUUGUAAAUUAAUUGGACAAUAAACAAUGUAAAGCCGCAA